AUGGCCUUCUACUGUCAGAAGGACAGCUAUGCCUUCGAGCUGUCCGCAGAGGUCGUCUCCUGCACCCCGGCCAAGCUGCAAAUUGACAAUGGAGGUGGAAAGAAGGAGACCCUGUCCGGAUACAAUGUAACACUGACGGACACUGUACUCUUCCCGGAAGGAGGAGGACAACCUGACGACAGAGGGUUCAUUGGGGAAAGUCCUGUUCUGCGUGUCACCCGCCAGGGCCCAGAAGCUUUCCACUUUCUCACCUCUCCUCUACAGCCUGGCACCCAGGUGCUGGUCAAGGUGGACUGGCAGCGGCGGUUCGACCACAUGCAGCAACACUCUGGUCAGCACCUAAUUACCGCCAUUGCUGACUCCCUCUAUGGAUACAAGACGACGUCCUGGGAGCUGGGCCGACAGCGGAGCACCAUAGAGCUAGAUACGCCAGUGGUGAGUGUUCAGCAGGCAGAUGCCAUCGAAGAAAAGGCAAACCGCCUGAUCCGCCAGCGUGUGCCUGUCACAGUGAGGAUCAUUGCCUUUGAUGACCCCGAGUUUGAGCAGGUGAGGAGCCGGGGUCUGCCGGAUGACCAUGCUGGGCCAGUGAGAAUCAUUGACAUGAAGGGUGUGGAUGCCAACAUGUGCUGUGGCACGCAUGUGGCCAACCUGAGUGACCUACAGGCGGUGAAGAUCCUGGGGACAGAAAAGGGCAAGAAGAACAAGACCAACCUCAUAUUCAUCGCUGGUGAGCGGCUGCUGCAAUACGCCACCCGCAGCUAUGCAACUGAGCGCUCCCUGACUGCACUGCUGAAGAACGGACCUGAGCAGCAUGUGGAAGCUGUGGACAAGCUUCAGAAGUCAGUGAAGAUGCUGCAGAAGAACAAUCUGAGCCUCCUGAGAGAUCUGGCUGUACUCAUCGCCAACGACUUCAAGAACCGCCCCGACCGUUCCAAAGUCUUCUCCCUGCACCGUAAGGAGGGCGACAACGAGUUCAUGAACAUCAUCGCCAAUGAGAUUGGAACAGAGGACACUGUCAUAUUCAUGACUGUUGGGGAUGAAAAGGCAUCAGGGCUCUUCUUGCUGGCUGGCCCUCCCAGAAUAGUUGACGACCUGGGGCCCCGAGUGUGUAAAAUCUUGGACGGUAAAGGGGCAGGAAAGGCAGGCCGAUUUCAGGGCAAAGCCAAUAAAAUGAGCCAGAGGGGAGAGGCAGAGAAACUGGUGCAGGAGGUCACCUCCACUGAGAGCGAGCAAUAG
Molecule: messenger RNA, 1236 nt
Organism: Staurois parvus
Lineage: Eukaryota; Metazoa; Chordata; Amphibia; Anura; Ranidae
Source: the annotation of a GenBank genome assembly